GGGCGGCCUCGCCGAGAGGCGUCCCGGCGAUUGGCGACUCGGGGAGGAGACUCGAGGAAAAGUCGAAUAAGAGGGCGCGACGUCAGACCCGAGAUUUGGGGAAGGGCGAGGGAAGGGGUGGAAGGGCGGGGACGGACACACAGACACAGGCUCGGACACACACACCCCCGCGCGGUACCCUAAGUGUCCACAACUUUAGGCUGCCUUGGCCCGGGGCGCAGAGGCUGGAAGGUUGGUGGGGGUGGGGGGCGCAUCGUGUGAGCCGAGGGAGAGAUGUAAAGAAUCCAAGUAGCGAGAGAAGAAAAAGUGAAGGGAUCAGACAGGGCGGAGAAGCAGUAGUGAGAACGGGAGAGAGGACGGAGGAAAAGCGAGUUUCCUGGCGUCCAGGACAGUGCCAGAGCCGAGGGAGCGGAAGCGAUCCUGGGGGGAAGCGGCGCGGGGAGGGGAGGGGAGAGGAAGGGCAAGGAGGGGGAGUGAAAACUAGAGGAGGGCGAGGGAAGCGAGGCGCGACACUGCUCCGGGAGAGGAGGGCAGUGAGGAGCGAGGCGCGGGCAGAGGCGGCUCGGGCUGCGGAGAGGAGGGAGCGCGGCGCAGAGAGGAGGGGCUUGCGGCCCCGUAGAAAUGUCAAUCAGAGCCCGGAGCCCCGGGAAUCUCCGCCAAUCUGUUCGGACCUGACCUGGCUCCUCGCCGCCGCCGCCGCCGCCGCCGCCGCCGCGGAGCAGAUCAAUAGGCGAACCCGGAGCGCAGCGCGGCGCGGGAGGCAGCGCGGCCCCAGCCCGGCCCAGCCCCCGAUGCGCGCCGGAGCCCGCGGGCGGCGCUGAGCUGGGCGGCCCCGGGGGCCGGGCCCCUCUCUGUCCGUGCCCCACGGGCCACCAUGUCCUUCCCCCAGCUUGGAUACCAGUACAUCCGCCCGCUCUACCCGCCCGAGCGCCCGGGGGCCGCCGCCAGCGGCAGCAGCGCGGGGUCCCGGGGCGGCCCGGGCGCCGGAGCUUCGGAGCUGGCCGCCUCGGGGUCCCUGUCCAACGUGCUCUCCUCCGUGUACGGGGCGCCCUAUGCCGCGGCUGCAGCGGCGGCCGCCGCCGCCCAAGGCUACGGCGCCUUCCUGCCCUACGCCGCGGAGCUGCCCAUCUUCCCGCAGCUGGGCGCGCAGUAUGAGCUGAAGGACAGCCCCGGGGUGCAGCAUCCGGCCGCCGCCGCCGCGUUUCCGCACCCGCACCCCGCCUUCUACCCCUAUGGCCAGUACCAGUUCGGGGACCCGUCCCGUCCCAAGAACGCCACCCGGGAGAGCACCAGCACGCUCAAGGCCUGGCUCAACGAGCACCGCAAGAACCCCUACCCCACCAAGGGCGAGAAGAUCAUGCUGGCCAUCAUCACCAAGAUGACCCUCACGCAGGUGUCCACCUGGUUCGCCAACGCGCGCCGGCGCCUCAAGAAGGAGAACAAGAUGACGUGGGCGCCUCGCAGCCGCACCGAUGAGGAGGGCAACGCUUACGGGAGCGAGCGCGAGGAAGAAGAUGAAGAGGAGGACGAGGAGGACGGCAAACGCGAGCUGGAGCUGGAGGAGGAGGAGCUCGUGGGCGAGGAGGAGGACACGGGGGGCGAGGGCCUGGCGGACGACGACGAGGACGAGGAGAUCGAUUUGGAGAACUUAGACGGCGCGGCCGCCGGGCCUGAGCUGUCCCUGGCUGGGACGGUGCGUAGGGAUGGCGACCUCGGCCUGGGACCGAUUUCGGACUCCAAAAACAGCGAUUCAGAAGACAGCUCGGAGGGCUUGGAGGACCGACCACUGCCGGUCUUGAGCCUGGCCCCAGCGCCACCACCGGCGGCCCCAGCUGUGCCAUCUCCGCCCUCGCCCCCCGCAGGCCUGGACCCUUGCGCCCCCGCACCAGCGCCCGCCUCCGCCCUGCAAAAGCCCAAGAUCUGGUCCCUGGCCGAGACGGCCACGAGCCCGGACAACCCGCGCCGCUCCCCUCCCGGCGCGGGGGGUUCCCCCCCAGGGGCCGCCGUGGCGCCCCCAGCCCUGCAGCUCUCUCCGGCCGCUGCCGCCGCCGCGGCCCACAGACUGGUCUCGGCGCCGCUGAGCAAGUUCCCCGCUUGGACCAACCGGCCGUUCCCAGGCCCGCCGCCCGGCCCACGCCCGCACCCGCUCUCGCUGCUGGGUUCGGCCCCGCCGCACCUGCUGGGACUUCCCGGAGCCGCCGGCCACCCGGCUGCCGCCGCCGCUGCCGCCGCCUUCGCUCGGCCCGCGGAGCCCGAGGGAGGAACAGAUCGCUGUAGUGCCUUGGAAGUGGAGAAAAAGUUACUCAAGACAGCUUUCCAGCCCGUGCCCAGGCGGCCCCAGAACCACCUGGACGCCGCCCUGGUCCUAUCGGCUCUCUCUUCAUCCUAGUUCUUAAAAAAUAAAUUUUUUAAUCGUUGUAAUAAUUGUAAAAAAAAAAAAAAGAUCGCUCUGUAUAGUUAACGACUUGUAAGCAUGCCCAUGUAUAAAUACCUGAAAACAAAACUAAACAAAAGAGAAAAAAGAAAUAAAACCAGUCCUCCUCAGCCCUCCCCAAGUCGCUUCUGUGCCACCCGCAUUAGCUGCGUUUGUGAGGUUUGUGAGGUUGGUUCGUUUGAUUUGGGGGGUGGAGUUUCAGCGAGAAUCAGCGUGUCUGACUUUUUUGUAUAUACAGAAGAAUGUACAUAUGUGUGAACCAAAUUGUACAAGAAAGUAUCUAUUUUUGGCUAAAUAAAUGAGCUGUUGCCACUUUGACUAUAA
Microcebus murinus (gray mouse lemur) is the source of this 2758-nucleotide messenger RNA. RefSeq names its product iroquois homeobox 3 (gene IRX3). The record is from RefSeq and is a predicted model, not a curated record. Gene Ontology annotation, biological process: neuron differentiation; regulation of transcription by RNA polymerase II; cell development. Lineage: Eukaryota; Metazoa; Chordata; Mammalia; Primates; Cheirogaleidae. Gene Ontology annotation, cellular component: nucleus. Gene Ontology annotation, molecular function: DNA-binding transcription factor activity, RNA polymerase II-specific; RNA polymerase II cis-regulatory region sequence-specific DNA binding.